Molecule: messenger RNA, 1569 nt
Organism: Microtus ochrogaster (prairie vole)
Lineage: Eukaryota; Metazoa; Chordata; Mammalia; Rodentia; Cricetidae
Gene: Lgals12
Product: galectin 12
Biological process (GO): intrinsic apoptotic signaling pathway
Cellular component (GO): cytoplasm
Molecular function (GO): lactose binding
Source: RefSeq, a predicted model, not a curated record
GAGCCCUCGCUGAAAGGAGCCAACCCUAGGCUUCCCUUUGAGAUGGCGGAGUGCUUCAGACGCAGAUGAGUUAGUUAACCGGCCCGGGACUGAGAGCCAGCUACCCGCCCCAAGACACGGUGUUUCUGCUAGCAGCAUUCAAAGCUGCUGCUGUGUACCACGGCUGGGGGCGGAGUAGGGGCUGGUAUGGGUCCUAGAGUGGACCACUGACCUUCCCAGGUCUGCUCCAAAAAACAUUAGGACUCCAUAGGGAACAGGUGAGACUAACAGCUUGAACAGCUGUUGCAGAGCCUGAAGACCCUGCCUGGAAAAGAUUCAGUGGGGGGGACGGCGCUGCUGGAAUCAGGAUUGGCCGUUGAGUUGGAGUUGCCCCGCCUGCUCCCAUGUCCGCGGCUGAACACCUGGACCCGAUUCCUGACAGCUUCAUCCUGCAGCCGCCGGUCUUCCACCCGGUGGUUCCCUAUACCACAACACUUUUCGGUGGCCUGUAUGCAGGCAAGAUGAUCAUGCUGCAGGGCGUGGUCCCUCUACGUGCACGAAGGUUUCAGGUGGACUUCCAGUGUGGGUGCAGCCUGCACCCUCAGCCAGAUAUUGCCUUCCACUUCAACCCUCGCUUCUACACUGUCAAACCCCAUGUCAUCUGCAACACCCUCCAAGGUGGAGUCUGGCAGAAAGAAGUCCGGUGGCCUGGUGUCACCCUGCAGAGAGGUGCUAGCUUCCUCGUGCUCUUUCUCUUUGAGAACGAAGAGGUGAAGGUGAGUGUUAAUGGACAGCAUUUUCUUCACUACCGCUACCGGCUCCCACUGUCACGUGUGGACACCCUGGGCAUAUAUGGUGACAUUUUGGUGAAGGCUGUUGGAUUCUUGAACAUCAAUCCAUUUGUGGAAGGCAGCAGAGAGUAUCCAGUUGGAUAUCCCUUCCUGCUGUAUAGCCCCAGACUGGAGGUGCCCUGCUCACGCACUCUUCCUCGGGGUCUCUGGCCUGGGCAAGUCAUCGUAGUUCGAGGACUGGUCUUGCAAGAGCCAAAAGAUUUCACCCUGAGCCUGAGGGAUGGGGCCACCCGUGUUCCUGUGACACUCAGAGCUUCCUUCACAGACAGAACACUGGCCUGGGUCUCCUCCUGGGGACGAAAGAAGCUGAUCUCAGCCCCCUUCCUCUUUUACCCCCAGCGAUUCUUUGAGGUACUGCUUCUGUGCCAGGAGGGAGGGCUGAAGCUGGCACUCAAUGGGCAAGGGCUGGGGGCCACCAGCCUGGACCAGAAAGCCCUGGAGCAGCUGCGGGAGCUCAGGAUCAGUGGGAGUGUCCAUCUCUACUGCGUCCACUACUAAGGAGAACUCCAAGGGCACCCCAAUCAAAGAAGAGGAAGGGCAGCUGCAGCCAGGGCUCCACAGUACAGCCUCACUCUGCCAUCCUCACUGGACCCUUGACCUGUCAUCGCCACGUCAGGCCUAUUCACAUCAGGUCACAAGAUUGCGUCUACAAGGGCAUCAGGGCCCCACGACUAGGGAAGGCUUACAGCUCUGUGCCUCUUCUACCAGGAGCUCGGUGGCUCUGUUUUCCUAGACUGUA